AUGUUCAUUUCCACAUCAUCUCCAAUAUCCUCUCACAUGGACCCUGUGAGGAACAAUGUCGAUAGCGAUCCUCCCACGCCAACCAUUGCCAAUCUCGAAAAUGGCCUUGAAUCUCCACUACUCCCGAUUCUAACUCCUGCUCUUCAUUCAAGAAGAGGACUAUCGGGAUCUUCCAUGCUAUCAGACGAGGACGGAGGAAAGGAUACGAACAGUAAUUUAUCAACAUCCUCUUCGAGUCAUCAAAAUCCUUCUCACGAUCAUCACUCACACCACCAACCCUUUUCACAGUCAUCACCGUCUUCAAAAUUAGACAAUCAAGAAAAAUCUCGAGAUCGCGGGACAAGCAUUCAUCAUCAUCCAAAUAAUCAAAACGGGUUCAACCUUCUUUGUUGCCCGAAUUCUGUGAAAGGAAUUUAUUUAAGUGCAAUUUUAAUUUUCACAGGAAUUAUGCUUUUAGUUACAAUGAUUUUCAUGUUUAGCGUAUCGCAUUCUUUGAGUCACGACUCCAAUACGAGAGUGGUUGUUGAGGAUCAAAAUCAUAUUUCUGAUUCAGAUUUAUUACAUUCAAGCCCAGAUUUAAGCAGUUUAGAAGGCGAAACCACGUCAGAUGGAAAAGUAAAAAGAGAUCAUCUCAUGAAAAAGCCCAAAAUUAUAUCUCCCUCCAUUUCAUAUCAGGUUCAUUCUUGGAACGAUUUAAGACAAUGGAUUCAAGGCUAUCAAAAAGGAGUCAGAUAUUUCAAAGUCGAUGUUUAUUAUCACAUUGACUAUAAAGAUUUUGUAGAAAAGUAUGGACGUGCAUGUAAGAGAAGCGUUCAUGAUUUUACAACAACGAGUACACUACCAUCUACAACAAAAACAUCAUGCUUGAUUUUAACACAUGAUGCUCCAGAAAUUGGAGGUAUUACCAAUGGUAUUGGAUAUUUUGAUAUCAUUGACCUUAUUGACACUGUAACCGACAUUAGAAAACGAUUUAAAACAUCUCCAAACGAUGAGUCUGAGAGAAUUUACAUUGCUCUUUGUAUGAAAUAUCACAAAUUAAUGUUUAACAGCAACGCCGGCACUGGAACUUAUGUCGUUGGAACUAUGAAAAAUCCUUGUCUACCAAAACCUGAUAAUGAGUGGCUCAUACUUGUAGAUGACAUGUAUCAAUUAUUUAAAUCAAGAACUGAAAAAUUGGGUUUAAAUGUGGAAUUUAUACUGGAUGAGAGCGGAACUCCUGGAGGUAUCAAAUCAUUGGCAAGAAGAUGCUUGGAAAACAAAUGGCCUGAUUGGCCCUAUACUUACAUUUCCAUGCGAGAUCCUCCAGAAAUUAUGGAAAACCCUAAUGAGGGUAAAAAAUCUUGGAUUCCUUCAAUUUCUUCUAAAACCGACAAGUACAAUAGAUACAAAUAUCUGAAUCAACCAAUUUUUGAUGAAUUCAAAACCAAGAAAAUUGGAUUACCAAGUCAAACUUUUUUCCUGGAAGAAGCACAACGUUUUUCCUAUGGAAGAUUUAACGAACUUCCCGAGAGCAAGCUGCUAUGGGAGCCCUCACAUCAACAAGAUAUAUGGAAAACCCUUGAAGUUUACAAGAAAAAACCUGUCAAGAAAGGAGUCUUGAGAUUUUCUACAAAUAUUGAUCCCAUUCAAACAGAAGUAUUCCUCUCAAAAUAUUCAAAGUAUGGUAGAAACGAACCAUUGCCAAAUACCAAAGCUGCCAUCAAGCCCAAAGUUGUGUCUAUUGAUGACUCUGAUAAUCUCAUGUUUGUUUAUGAGAAGGAAAAGUCUUUAAGUUAUUCAUUUUACGAUUUCCAUACACAUCGAAUUUCUCCAUCAUCCGUCAUCAAGAACAAUAAGGGUGAAGUACUAUCGCUCGACUCUAUGAAUGUCGUCAAUAUUAUGAAGCACAAAAUUUCUAGCCAAUUACAACCACUGAAGGCAUUUAGAUUGGUAAUUGUAUUCAACGAUGGGCAAUUGCAUAUCUACAAAAUCGUAAAGAAUAUUGAAAAGAAUAGUUUUGAACUUGGUUUAGAAACGUCUGUUUCUCUUAUGAAUCCAUUGAAGACCUCUGAUGAAAUUCUUGCAAGUACUCUCGAGUCCUCGAUGAACACUUUAUUAUUGUUUACAAGAAAUACUCGAUCAAAAGUAUUAUCCAUUUACGCUUACCGAAUUUUGCAAUCCAAUGAAAAAUCAGUGACUGGAACAAAACUCAUUCAAACAUUUACCAUUCCAAACAAAUUAGAAAAGAUUGAUAUUUUGAAACACUUGACCAUUCAUGCGCUUUCGUUAUCACCACUCGAUGCAGAAAAUUUACCUUCUCAAUUGGAUUUACUUGUGUUAAUUGCCUAUUCCACAACCAAUAACAAUGUCUAUGGAACAUUUAUUACUCUUCCAAUACAAGAAGCAGGUGAGAGCAAGAUGAACCAAGACGCUCGUCAAGCCACUCUUCUCUCAUCACCUGUGUAUUCACAACUUCUUGGAGUGGGUGCUAAUCCAUCUAUUUCCUCAUUGCGUAUUACACAUCAAUUGAAAAAUUCACAAGACACCACACCUCAACCAAUGGAAAGGACAUUUGUGUCAAUAUUUUGGGGAGAAGGUUUCUGUAACAAUGCAGAAAUUCAUAAUGUUCAAUCAUUCCCUUACACUUGUUCCCUCAAGAGACUUUCAUGCCCCAAUGUUUUACAAUAUUCCAUGAUGAGUAUUAAUGAAUUUGUGAAAACCAUACAAAGUGCCUCUGCUGUUAGUAAGAGUGUCGGAACAACGAGUACAACCAGUAGUAGUAGUAGUAGUGCCACUCUCUCUUCUGCAGAAAAAAGAAUGAUACAAAUCAACAAACCAUUCGACAAUCCACAUUUAUACUUUGAUCACAGAUAUUUAUUAUCUCCAUGUAAGGAAAAUAUGUUAUUCGGAUGCUAUGAUAGAGGCUCAGAUCCCAAUGUGUUGCUAUUUAAACACGACCCAACUUUGAAUCUUGUGAGUGCACUGAGCAUUCACAUUGGAGUUCCAGAGGAAAAUUAUACCUUUAACUUUGGAAAUACUCAACCCGAUCCACAACAAGAGGAUUCAGCAAGCAAGAAUUCGGAUCAAGUGUCAGAAAAUUAUGAACUUGCUACUUGUGUUGCAUGCGGCGAUGCAUUACCGUAUGAUGGUCUUGUGUUGGAUGAGCUUUUAUUCUCGGUCAAGUUGUUGAAUUGA
Molecule: messenger RNA, 3174 nt
Organism: Naegleria lovaniensis
Lineage: Eukaryota; Heterolobosea; Eutetramitea; Acrasida; Naegleriidae
Exons: 3
Coding region: 1-3174 (1057 amino acids)
Source: RefSeq, a predicted model, not a curated record